GAGCAUGCCAACAACUACCCCGAGAUUGCUGCCAAGGACAAACUGACCGAGCUCCAGCUCCGAGCCCGCCAGCUGCUUGAUCAGGUGGAACAACAGAAGGAGCAGGAUUACCAGAGGUAUCGCGAAGAGCGCUUCCGUCUUACCAGCGAGAGCACCAACCAGAGGGUCCUGUGGUGGUCUAUUGCUCAGACGGUCAUCCUCAUCCUCACUGGUAUCUGGCAGAUGCGUCACCUCAAAAGCUUCUUUGAGGCCAAGAAGCUGGUGUAGUAUCCGCUCCAUAUGAUCCCUCCCCAUCACCUCAAUUAUCUGGUACUUUCCCCACCCACUACCUUAUCCAUCUGGAUUUUGAGGGAAAAAAAUGAAAAAAGAAUACAAGCCACGUUGGUUCCAUGGCAACAAAGCACUCACAUCAGCCACUCGCUCACACUGGUUCUCAAGGACCCAGGACAUUGGUCUGAGUUUUCAAAGGUCUGUUUUGGGGUUUGUGCAGAGUCGAAACUGACCCAAGACGAAGUCUUGCUUCUUUCACUUCCAGUGAUUCCCCUCUAUCCUGUCACAAAAAGAGCAAGGGAAAAAAAACCUCUGCUAUUCCUUUAA
Messenger RNA from Leptonychotes weddellii (Weddell seal), 597 nucleotides. The record is from RefSeq and is a predicted model, not a curated record. NCBI's taxonomy places the organism in Eukaryota, Metazoa, Chordata, Mammalia, Carnivora, Phocidae.